Molecule: messenger RNA, 3633 nt
Organism: Prorocentrum cordatum
Lineage: Eukaryota; Dinophyceae; Prorocentrales; Prorocentraceae
Source: the annotation of a GenBank genome assembly
GACCAGCCCGUGGUGGCGGAACAGGAUCAGCCGGCGCGGCUGGCCGCCCUCCAGGGGGGGCCCUCAAACGGGCGGGAGGACGAGCCACCCACGCACGUCCGGGCCGGGGACCCGACCAGGGGGGAAUAUGAUUGGUUCACCCCCUUCCCCGGGCGGGACGACGUCUUGGAUCGGUGCUGCAACGGUCCGGACUUCGGCUUCACCGAGAACCACCAUAAGGCGCAUCGCCUCAACCCAGUUGGAGACCCGGACGACCCAGAGGAGGAGGCGCGGGAGGCCGGAAUGCAGGCCAUUAACGCGCGCUCCGAUGUGCGGGAGUUCCUCAAGGGGGGGCCCUCCCGGCACCUGGAGGCCGCGGUCAAGAACCACCUCCUGGAGGAGCACCUGGCCUCGACGGCGACAGGAGGGGUGCUCGCCGUGCUCCGGAGGAUCGUGGACGGACCCAACUGGAAGCUGGUCCGGGAGGCCGCCGACUGCCUCGAUCGGCUCGCGCCUGAGCCUGGCGGCACCCGGGGGGGGGGCGUCCGCCCCCCAGACCGCAGAGGUUACGCCCGGCUCCUCCAAGCCCCGGACGCGGGGGACGGGGUAGGGCGGGGGGCCCUCCAAAUGGAUGGAGGGGAGUGGGACAUGCUCGACUUCCACGACCGCCUCCCCCUCAGAGAGGGCCCUCUCCUCGCGGAGCGCUUGGGCAUCCAGGAGGACUGUGAGAGAAAGCAGUGCGUCCUCCUGAGCGCGGUGGGCGCCGCCCUCUGGGCCCGUGAGGGAAGGGGGCCGCCCAGCCUCGCGGAGGUCUGGGCGCACGCGCUCACGGCCAGAGCGGAGCAGCUGGACCAGGAUGUCGUCCUAAACGUCGUGGUGAUGGACUACGGUGGGAAGGUGACCACGCACCUUCUGGAAGAAGCGGGAGGGGAUGCGUGCCUGGGAGCCCUCCAUCAGACUCUUCGGAGGGAGGCCACGGUCAUGAAUGGCUGGGAGGAGUUCCUCAACCGCGACGCCCGAGGCACGGAGGUCUCCUGGAGCACCUACGUCAAGUGCCAGGCAUGCGAGGAGCGCCCCGCGGCGAGGGAGCUGUGGGAGGAGCUCGUCUCGGAGCACCCCGGAGCUUUGGGGGGCGCGCCCGCUUUCCGCUGGGGACCCCGCUUCAAGGAGGUGUUCGCGGGAACCGCGGGGGUGACCCGCGCGGUGGAGCAACUGGGCAUCCCAGCGGACGAGCCCGUGGAGCUGUACCGGAACCCCCUGCACCCCAAGGAGUCGGAGAGGAGGGAGGACCACGACCUCUCGAACCCCGACGUCGCCGAGGCCCUGGUCAAAGAGGCAGAUACUCCCCCGGGCCCGGGAGUGGCCAACGUGUGGAUGUUCGAAAACCCGUGUACCUCCAUCUGCGACCACAACACCAAAGGGGGCACCCGCACCUGGGAGAAGCCGGAGGGGGCCGGUGUAAACGGCAAGGAGCUCUUGGGAAACGCCCUCUCCCAGACCACGGUAAGGUGCAUGCGGAACCUUCAUAAAUGGGGGAAGGGGUGGAUCUUCGAGAACCAGGAGCAUAGAGGGGUAUAUCCCAAGGUCUACGACCUCCCGGAGGAGUGGUUGGAAAUCCUGGAGGAGACCGGUGCCGUGAUCAUCCCGGGAACGAUGUGCGCCUGGGGCCUCCAUCCCUCAGACGCUUCGUCCCCCCAUCAGUUCUAUCGCAAGGGGUGCUGGCUGGUCGUCUCCGCGAACCUGGCCCCCUUCUUCACGAAGCUCCGGAGACCCUGCCCCGGUCUCUCCCCGGUGCACCAGCACGUGGAACUCAGGGAUAACGUCCCAGGGGCGGGCAUCAAGCGGACAAGGGAAGCCGCCCAAUACCCCCCGCGCUUCGCCCGCGCCGUGGCGCUGGCCAUUUGGACGGACUGGGCGCAGGAGCUGUGCACCCAUUGCGCGGACAACCCCAAGUACUCCCCCGAAGUUGUGAAGGAGGGGGCCCGACUCGGUGAUGGCCUAGUCCAGGCGGCAGGAGGCUGGAAGAAAGCAGUCGACUGCUACCGAGAGGCCUGGACGAGCCGGUGGGGGAACAACCUGGACGGGGUCUUCAAGGAGGAGCUAUGCGAGCUGCUCGACCCCGACCUCAGGGAUUACCUCCACCAGAUGGUGAAGGGCGGGGUUCCCGCCCGCCAACCGCUGGCCCAGGUUCGGGCCCCCUCCAAACCGCACGUGGGCGUGCAGGGGCACAUGGGGGAGGCGAUGGAGAAGUUGUGGAAGGAGCUGGUCUGGACCGGAGGGGGCGCCACCGAGACCCGGGUGGGGGCCGCCGACUGGUCAAACGGGGUGUGCGGGGUCAUGGAUGUCAAGGAGGUCAUGGAGCCGUUCCACGCGGAGGAGAUGAACCGCCUCGGCUUGGAGGAGAUCGACCUCAAGGGACCCUGGAGGGAAGUGCUCGCGGGGGCGGAGAAAGGCCGCCCUUUGGUCCUCCCUGGAGACUCGGAGGAGGGACGCCGGCUGGCUUACCAGCUGGUGGAGCGCCGCCGGGCGCGGGGACCGCCCGCCGGACCCUUGGCCGGGGCGCAGGUCUUCGAGUGGCGUGCGACCCUCUCCCCCUACUGCCGGGUGGCCGGAGAGAUGGGGGCACGGAUCGGAGCCACCACCCCCAAUCCCGGUUCAGCCGUGAGCCACCCCUGGUGGGAGGUCCACCAGAAUCGACUCGUGGCCGACCGGGCCGGGCGGGCCAGGACCGCGGUGAAGGAGACUUGGGUCACCUGCUCCAGUGGCAGCGACCCCACCGGCCGAGAGGCCCUCUACUUCGUGCGGUACGCGCUCUCCCACGCCGCCACCUUCGUCGUGCUGGACGGACCCCUGGACCAGGAUCUGGGGGGAGCCCGCGAGGUCUUGCAGGAGGGUGGGUACGACACUGCGGAGAGCGUGGUGCGCACCCACCUCCUUGGGGACCGGUGCGCCAGGUCGCGCCGCCUCCUCCUUGCCUGGAGAGACGGGGGGAACUGGGGGGGCGCCGCGCUCGCACUCCUGCGGCGGGGCGAGCGAUUGGCCCCACUGAACCUCAGCAGCGCCCUGUUGACGCCCGAGGCGGUCCUUCCGGAGCUCUACAUGCAGGAGGAGGAGGGGAGGGCCCACUGGCGCCACUUCAAGGUCCCUGAGAGGGCCGACCGCGGGGAGGGAGGGCGCCCCACCGCCCUCCGGGCGGCCGGGACCUGGAAGAGCACCCGGGAGUCGGAGGGGGGCGUCAGGGUCAUCCUUAGCCCGAUGAGCAGCGGGCCCGACUACCCACUCUGGCACCCUGACGAGGUCUCCGGGCACUACCCCGUGCUAUUGGAAGACACGCGGGGGGAUGGCACCCCUCGGGUGAGGCGCUUCGAUCCCAAGGAGGCCUGGCAGAUUUCCGGGGGCCUCCUUCACGAUUGGCGGGAGGGAACCCGAGCGGGGGUCCCUGAGGAGGUGCUCCUCAUGGGCGCCGCCCGCUCCAUGCCGCCCGUCUCCGCGCACCAAGUGCCGUGGGCAGCGGCCAGCGCGAGGGUGGGCCUCCUCGCGGAGGGAGCCCGGGCAGGGGUGUGCCGAGAUCCUGAUGAGGACUUCAUGGCCGCGGCCAACGCGACGUGGUUCAGCGCCUGGAAGGCUAACCCCGAGGACCCCCGGACUGCUUAA